Molecule: messenger RNA, 3619 nt
Organism: Danio rerio (zebrafish)
Lineage: Eukaryota; Metazoa; Chordata; Actinopteri; Cypriniformes; Danionidae
Biological process (GO): sodium ion transport
Cellular component (GO): voltage-gated sodium channel complex; plasma membrane
Molecular function (GO): sodium channel regulator activity
Source: RefSeq, marked predicted
UCAAAGUCUACUGCAAGACACUGUCUGUUUUACUGUGACGCGAUAUUAUUUCAAAACUUUUUCAAUAAUUUGGAGGCUGAAGGAUUUAUUUAAAAGUAAUAAAUACUGAAGAAAUAAUCGUCUAAAGCAAUGUCUUUUGGAUUUAAAAUAAGAAAAGUUAUUGUCGUCUUGUAGUGUGUGGGAAACUGAAAAUAAAUAAGACAAGACUUGAGACACGGUAUUUCAAAUCAGUUUAUACAGCAGUGUGAACUGGAAAAAUGACGCUGGGACUCAUUUCGUUUUUGUCUGUUUGCAUCUUUUGUAUUCAAGUGCCGCAGGGCCAAACUGGAUGUGCUGAAGUGGAUUCCAUGACAGAAGCAGUGGCAGGAGAGAGUUUCACAUUAGGAUGCAUUUCCUGCAAAAGAAGAGAAGAAGUGCCUGCUUCUGCUAUCGUGAGCUGGCACUUCAAACCACCUGGAGAUGAGGAGUUCAUCCAGAUUUUCCUUUAUAGACAUCCAAACCCUACCAUUCUUCAUGAACAAUUUAAGGAAAGGUUGGAGUGGCAAGGCACCACAGGGACAAAAGAUGUGCAAGUUGGCACCGUCUUCAUUCAUAAUGUCACACAUAACGACAGUGGGACUUACCUCUGUACUUUCAACCGGACACUGCAUCUGUCUCUGUACGACGAGAAUGUGAUUAUAAACAAAGAGGUGGAGCUCACAGUGGUGGAUGAAGCCAACCGUGAACUAGUGGCUGUGAUCUCCGAGAUUAUGAUGUACGUGUUGAUCGUGGUCCUGCAGUUAUGGAUGUUUGGAGUGCUUAUUUACUGCUAUAAGAAGAUAUCAGCAGAGAACGAAGCUCGAGAGGCCAGAAAAGCUGCACGCUCUCAAAACAAACUCAUUGACUCAAAGGAUCCUUGUGAUGGCGUGUAUUUGGAAUAACUAGUUUUGGUUAGUAAACCUAUAGAGGGAUUGCACUUAAGACAAGAUUUGGUCAGUUGCAAAUAUGCAAUAUGCUAUGGUACUCUGAUGUAAACAACAGCAUAGAUUGCAUGGUUAAUGUACCACUGAAUAUGUUGUUCUGCACGUUUUUGCUGUGUAAACCAUGGGAGAAAAAGCAUAGAAGCUGCUAAAUUUUAUAAAGAAGCACUUAGUAAGCAGGUAAGGGUGCAAUAUUUUGACCAACUGAAUUUAAUAGUUGGUAAAAAGAAAUGUCUGAUGAGUUUAAUUAAAAUUUUAGCUUAACAUUGAAUGUUGUCAAUACUUGCACUGCAAAUCUUGGUUCUGUUUGGCCAAUUACAAACACCUUUUUGUUAUAUGCUUGGUUUUUUCGUUCGAAGUCUGAUUGAUUAGUAACUAAAACAUGACAAUAAUUGAUUAUUUUCAGCAGCAAUAAUCAGCAAAAUAUGCGAGUUUCAUUUGGUUUAGCGGCAUUGUUAACAUUUAACUUUCCAAUAUGGCCGACAGAUGAUGCAUAAUGAAAUUAUUAUAAGUUUUCUAUGUGAUUAUCUAUGUAUUUGAUCCAUAAUGGUAAAGGACCUAAAAUGUAAAUAAGCUGACAUUUCUUUACUCACCCAUCAAGUCAUCCAUGUAAUUAACUGAGGAACAUCGAAGACGUCUUCUAGCUGAAACCGUUGUGAUUCAUCAGGUCAAACACACCUGACAAAAGUGAAUAGGAUCAAAAACAAACUGUAAAAAAAAAAGAAAAGGAUUCUACAUACCACAUCUUGCAUACUGUAUAAAGCUUUGUCUGAAAUAGUCUGUAUGAUGAUUACUCAACAAUCCACAGAUGUCAGUAUUUAUUAAAAUACACCACCAUCAAACAUCUUAUUGUCAUAUUGCUAUCAUAUUUGUACUGGCAUAUUUGAGCAAAUUGUUAAAGGUGCAUUGACUCAAUAUUGAGGUGCAUUGACUCAAUAAACUUAAAAUCAAUAGUCAUUAACAAAGACAGAAUUUUAGAUGAAUAUAAAAGUAUGAAGAGAGAUGAGGAGUAUAGCACUGCAUUUAUAAUCACAUACUCAAGUUGUUCCUUGAAAAAAAAAAAGUAUAUACAUAUUCAUACAAAAGUUCUGUCUGGUUCUCGAAUCUGAUUAACUGAUAUCUGUGCGAUAUUCCAGUAAUAACAGCACUCAUACUCACCCUUGUGUAUUACUCUGCCCACAUAGAGUGACAGCAGAUCAAUAAACUUACUAGUUUGAUAAAUAUUGCAGUUGUUAGACAACAAUGUUCUUUUGAGGCUUUUUCAAAUGGGAAUGUUGUUGUUUAGAUUGCAACAAUGCAGUUUAUUUAUAAGGAUAGUGCUUAUUUUAAAUAUUUAUAAUUUCGGAGUCUGCAUCCAUCAGUCAUACUGAGCAGAGUAAAGAUGGUUGACGUUGUCCAUGCACAAGAUGGCGACAGAGACCACAUAAUAAGCCCUUAGAGGAGAAAAACAGCAUAAUUUUAAAUUACAGCUGAUCUAAUCAUUAUUAAACUGGUAAAUGACUUUCUAAGUCGACCUCUCUCUUUUGUAUGUUGUAGUGCUGUAUGUAUACCAUAUAAUUGUAGUGUAUUCUGUGUGAAAUGGUACUCACAUAUCAGGAAUGUAUGUAUUUUGUGUUUGCCACUCUCUGUAUAACCCUGAGUUGCUUUUUGGUUGGUUUCUAAUGAGUUUCCUGUUUGUUUCUAACGAGUAGUUAAUGAGUGUUUCUUAUAAGUAGUGCCGACUAGUUCAGUAAAAAGACAGAAAGAAGAAAUCCCUGCAUGUUUUUAGCAUUUGUCCUUAUCGCAAACACAAUAGUAAUAUAUAGUGUUUGCUUUGCUUUGGCUUUUUUUUUUUUAGGUUAAUUAUUGUGAUUGCAACAGAGAAAUACUGGGAAAGCUCUGUAGACUGAAGGCAUUUAAUAACCUUCAACUUCAUAAUCUUAAAAUGUCAGUAAAAUCACUUUUUUGUCAUCACUUUAGACAUUACGCUAGAGAAUCAUUCAAAUACUAGCUCUAAAAUGACGUUUGUAAAGUAGCAAUGAUUUCUGCUAUUCUGACCAUCAGCUGCAGAUGUGAAUGAAUGAAUGGCAGAAGAAAGUAGUUCCUCUUACAAAAGGAUUUUUAGACUCUCUAUUUGAUUUUUUUUGCAAGAUUAUGCUGUCAAACUGGUGUAUAAACGCGAUAUUACACUUGUAGCAGUGCAAUGUGGCUGUAUUUUUGUCACUCAUGGGACACUACACAUGCCUCCCACCAGUGCCAAUAUACAGCCAUAUCGCACUGCUACAAGUGAUAUUGCUCAUAUAUAAAAUGGAAGUCAACAAAAAAAAAGACAUUUUAAAUAACAAAUAAUGAGUAAAUAAUGUUAGAAUCUUUUUUGUGAACUAUUUAAGUCACACGCCGAUUGAAAAUUAAUAACAUUAUAUUAACAAGCUAAUAGAUUAUAUUCACAUCAGAACCAGGAAUACGAGUCUGAAUAUUUAACUGAACAAUUCAUUAUGAUAUGGUUUGUUAUUUGCUUUACUGACUGUGUGAAAAAAGAUAAGCUAGCGAAGACAUUUCUUCAAUACACUGGACAAGUGUUUCCCAAAGAAAAUUUAAUGUUUGUUUUUUUUUACCAUGCAAAUUAUUGUGACAUUUGUAAAAAAAAAAAAAACAAUAAACAGUUUUAAAAAAUAUCCAAA